This is a messenger RNA of Acinonyx jubatus (cheetah), 3001 nucleotides long. RefSeq lists its product as uncharacterized. The record is from RefSeq and is a predicted model, not a curated record. The transcript has 4 exons. The coding region runs from base 1747 to 2553 and encodes 268 amino acids. NCBI's taxonomy places the organism in Eukaryota, Metazoa, Chordata, Mammalia, Carnivora, Felidae.
GGAUUCGGCAAGCAGGCUCCGGCCGCUCUCCUCACCCACGCACCUGUGUCUGCCGCCACACCUUCCGGUCUGGCCAGUGAAUAAAAGUGACACAUUCUGAGAAGUGUUUUUAAGUCUAAGACAAGUAUCGGCUUUUUAUUUGCUUUCAUUGCAUAUAACGGAAUUACGCAGAAUUACGCUUUGGAACGGUUUCGAACCCUCGUCCUUCACUGGCAGGACGGUGGCACGUGCAGUACCUCAAACUCGGACCCUGCCCGGCCCCGAACUUGCGUUCAUUUUCUUUCGUUUCUGUAGAAGUCGGCCAGGUGACGCGCCAGGUAAGGCUGGGGGAGCCCCUCAGAAAGGAUUCGAGGAUAGACCGGUGCUGCCGUGCCCGCGACACCGGUGUCCAGUGAGCCGCCCCGCGCACACCGGGGAAUGUGACGAGUCCCGGGGGUGGUCCCUUUAGAAAGCGCCGAAACCCUAUGCAUGCGGAGUCUCGUGGUGCGUUUCGAGCCAGCAGAACGAACAGUUUUAAUUCCCACGUGCUGCCACCGCUGCCUGGCUGUAUUUCAAAAGUAGGAUCUUUGAUGCCAGAAAUCAGGGUUUCCCAGGACAGAAACUAUAGAGGGGGGACUGGAACUUACUGGGAUUUCACACACGGGCCCAAACCGCAGCGUCCUCUGUGCACCGGGGCGCCGGGUGCACACGCCGCUGUUGAGGGCGUGAGAGCGAAUGUUUUGUUAGUGAACGUUCUGUUCGUUACCCUGAUUUAACGUAAGAGCUCCGCUUUAGUUCCCAUUCAGUUAGAAGUGGAGAGUGUAAAACAAUUCUUGCUUGUACAUGCGUCGUGGCACAAGUUCCAGACCUGAGACCCAGAGCAGAGUUCUCCAAGUGUUCGUCCGCUGCGGUCCUUCGCAAAAAAAAGCAGUUCUAACAGAAUUGUAUAUAUUUGUUCAACUAUUUUGACCAAAAAGUUUAAUAAAUUUUAAAUGUUUAACUGGAUUUGCAUUGUGCGUUCAGACGGCUUUCCCCAUUGAGUAGAAACUGAGCCUCUGCGUCGCGGGGGACCCAGCAGAGGGGAAACGCCGGGGCGCGGACCCCGGUGGCGCCCUCUCCGACUCCGGGGUUCCCCGCUUGCUCUCAGGAGCUGGGACCUGUGCGGGAUGCACGCUCGAGAGGCGGGCAUGUCUCCCCUGCACUGCUUCCUCUUCGACGUGCAUCUCCAGGUGAGCCUUUUGUCCCCCCGACGAGGGAAAAUCCCUAGUUUUCAGACUUCAUUUAUUUCGCUCAUUUAUGUUCUUCAUGAAAUACGUAUUUUCUAAAACGUUCCCCUUUCCUCGUUUACAAAUCCAGAAAUUGUCUCUGUUCCUCAAAGUCAGUUGUGUGAAUUGUUUUCAUUCUUAGGGUCCCGUGCUGCUGUUUUCCUAGAAGUUUUCGUGCUCUACGCAGGCCAGUGACCUGGGUCGGGAUGGGUAAUCUUUAUUCAUGAGAAAUGGAGCUUCUGAAAGUCAGUGUGAGACUCAGCCUGGUUGUCCUGUGUCUGCAGAUCACUGGCACCGGUGACGGGACAGCACGACAAAUGCCACGUUUCCACCUGCCGUCCUGAGGAGCUGAGCGGCCCCACUUCUCCGAACCAGAGGCCCGUCCCCAGAGCAUCCCUGGUCAGCGCGAGCGGACCGCUCUGACCAGGCCGAGCCGGGCUCUGUUGCUACGUUGCUUUAAGGAGGAAAUGUCUGCAAGUCUUGCUUAAGGGGGUCGAGACGAAUGUCGGAGUUGGCACCUGGGCUUUUUUCUUCCAAACGUGUGCUGUGUCCACGGACCCGCAGCCAUUGGCCUCUCCGGGGGAGUGUCCGGGACGGGGUCAGAGCAGUGGGAGCCCCGAGUGAGCAGCUCCCUGGCUCUGCAGGAGAAGGGACAGCAGGUGUCUGUUGUCCGGAGGACGCCGCUCUGCACGGAACCCAGGUGCUUGCUGCACACGGGCCCUGCGAAUUGGCGGCAGGGGACAGGUGGCCGCCCUGUGGCACGCGGUCACAGGUGGCGGGCUCAGGCGUGUGCGCACUGCCCCUGGGCCCACCCCGCACCCCCGCAGGGCUGGUGACGGCGGGUGAGCGCAGCACACAGGGAACUUUCACACCCGAGCGUGGCCUUGACCUAGGAGCUGUGGCCCUGAGAGAAGGGACUCCCCGGCAGGAGAACGUGCGGAGGGGUCAUCUGGGCCCGGGGCUUGUUGGAGUCGUCGGCACCUCAUCUGACAGUGCAUCCCUCUACUUGGGGUGUGCGCGAAGCACGGUCCCCGGAACACGGGCCUGCCAGCCGCCAGGACGCCAGCGCUGGGCUAGGACAGCUGCUGUCGACCUCGACCCCCGCGCGGUUGAGGACGUCGUGAGCAACAAACCUGGGAUUCCUCUGAUAACCAGAGUGUCUGAACGUAGUGUACGGGUGCAGAACAGAUACAGGAGGAUCUGUACGGUGCGUCCGAGAGGCCGCCGCCACCGCCAUGCCGUAGGAAAGGUAAAGGGGACAAGGGGACGUACGCCUGGUUCACCCACAAAGCUUUUAGAACACUUUUAAAACACGUGACUACAGUCCUCUCGAGGAUUUGGCAAAGAUUUAUUUUUUCUCUAUUUCCAGUCUUUUGAAGUAGACACAGGUUUGCUCUCAGGAUGGAGCAGAUUCUAAGACACAUGAAACCCCAACACCACGGGGAGGACUAGAUCCAGCAGUCCAGAGUGAGAGGAGAGGAGGACACGGACAGGGGCCCUGGGCAGGAGGCGAGCGUCCAAGGUGGCCACCCAGACGGAAGUCCCCCCCCCCCGCAGGAACGCACGGCUUCGUGUCCCAGCAGUACAGCGGAACCUGCAUUUGUUCCGGGAUUCUACGGCGUGACAAAGAACUCUGCGUUAAAAGAGUUAAAUGUCUUUAGGAGACAACCUGCAUCCACUUGAAUGUAGUCUUUCCUAUAAUAGUGUGAAUAUAAGGCCACAAUAUUUACUCGGGAUAAACCCCUCAUGUAGUCAUU